AAUUAGAAAAAUCAAAAUUACAUUCUGCCCUUCAACAAUUUUUUGCAACGUGUUAAUAGCACAUGUAGACAUAUGAAACAAAUGUAAAUAUUAUUUAUGCACUCACACAAACUUGUAACCUGCAAUCAAAUUGAGGGUGGUAUAUUUUACGUUAUAAAUUAGUACAUUUUACCAAUCAAUUUGCGGGCACGCUGUUGUCGGCUUCGUACUGCGGGUUUGAGAACUAAAAGUUGUUCAGAUUUAUUUAAAUUGAAAUAUAUGCAAAAUGGAUAGCAUUAUUGGACGCAGUCAGUUUGUUUCAGAGACAGCGAAUUUGUUUACAGACGAAAGGACAGCCACUGCACGAGCCAAGGUGGUCGAAUGGUGCAAUGAAUUUGCUACGGCAGAUGCAUCAUUGAAAUGCGAACUCCUUGUUAAAGUGCAGGAAAUUGUACUGGGCUCAUGCAUUGAACUGGCCGAAGAGUUUCUGGAGUCGGUGCUCUCGCUUGCCCACGAUCAAAAUCAGGAGGUACGCAAGCAAGUUGUCUCGUUUGUUGAGCAGAUUUGUAAAGUCAAAGUUGAGCUGUUGCCCUAUGUGAUCAAUGUGAUUUCCAUGCUGUUGCGCGACAGCUCAGCCCAAGUCAUCAAACGUGUGAUCCAGGCAUGUGGCAGCAUUUACAGGAACGGAUUGCAAUAUUUAUGCAGUCUAACGGAUGCCACGGAUAGCGCCGAGCAAGCCUGGAGCGUGCUCAGCUUGAUAAAGGCACAAAUACUGGACAUGAUCGACAAUGAGAACGAUGGCAUUCGCACAAAUGCUAUCAAAUUUCUUGAGGGCAUUAUUAUACUGCAGAGUUAUGCGGACGAGGACAGUAUGAAGCGAGAGGGUGACUUCUCGCUGACGGACAUACCAGAGCAUUGCAAGCUGAUCAGACGCCAAAAACUGCAGGACGAAGGCACCAAUAUUUUUGAUAUAAUGCUGCAAUUUCAUGGCACCACACACAUCUCAUCUGUGAAUCUAAUUGCCUGCACAAGUAGUUUGUGCACUGUGGCGAAAAUGCGUCCCAUCUUCAUGGGCUCUGUAGUUGAAGCUUUUCGGCAUUUGAACAACAAUCUGCCGCCAACUUUAACCGAUUCACAAGUGAGUUCCGUGCGCAAGAGUUUGCGAAUGCAGCUGCAAACACUAUUGAAACUGCGUGGUUCGUUUGAAUUCGCUGGUACCAUACGCAACAUCUUGAUGGAUCUGGGCGCCAGUGCCAAUGAAAUACAAAAACUUGUGCCCAAAAUGGACAAGCAGGAAAUGGCACGUCGCCAAAAGCGCAUUCUGGAAAAUGCAGCACAAAGUUUGGCUAAGAAGGCACGUUUAGUAGAACAGGAGCAAUCACAACAGCAGCAGCCACGUGAAAUGGAACUGGAUGAGGAGGAGUUGGAGCGGCAGCGUCAGAAGAGCACACGUGUUAAUGAAAAGUUUCUCACUGAACAUUUGCGUGCCACAGAGACUGUGAUUAAUCUAGUUGUGGAGUUUCUACCCAACUUACCGGAAGUUGCAACGGAAAAGUUCUUGACCGAGUAUACGCCCAUCAAGCAAUUGUCACUUCCACAGCAAGUGAGCAAUAUUGCGCGACAAUUUGGCCAACAAUUGACUGAAUUGCGACUUGGUCCGGGCUCUGCUGCUUUCAGUAAGGAACCGCCCAUGAGACCCAAGACUGUUUCACAAACUGCUGUUCCAGAAACAUCCCCAGUGGCCAUGGAAGUGGAUUCACCUGAUAAGUUAAGUGAACAAGAGCUGCAGCGUAAGGAAGAGGCCACAAAAAAGCUGCGCGAGACUAUGGAGCGCUCCAAGGGCGAGCAGACAGUCAUUGAGCGCAUGAAAGAGCGUGCAAAGACGCUUAAGCUCCAAGAGAUCACCAAACCUCUGGCACGAAAUCUCAAAGAGAAGUUUCUAUUGGAAGCAGUCAUGCGUAUUCUCAACUCGGAGCGUCAGUGCAUCAUGGGUGGAGUAGCAGCGAAGAGACGCAAGCUGGUCACCGUCAUUGCAGCAACAUUUCCAGACAAUGUACGUUAUGGUAUACUGGAGUUUAUCUUGGAGGAUGUUAAGCAACGCAUAGAUCUGGCCUUCUCCUGGUUAUUUGAGGAAUACUCUCUGUUGCAAGGUUUCACCCGUCAUACGUAUGUGAAGACAGAGAAUCGUCCGGAUCAUGCGUACAAUGAGCUCUUGAAUAAACUCAUUAAUGGCAUCAGUCAGCGGUGUGAUUAUAAGGAGAAAAUCAUUUUGUUGCGUCGAGUUUAUCUUGAGGCUCCAAUUCUGCCCGAGGAUGCUAUUGCUCAAUUGGUGCAGUUAUGCCUGAUUGAAGAGUUUAUGCCACAUGGCUUAGAGUUGGUCAAGGAUCUGGCUGUAUUGCGUCCACCUCGGAAAACUCGUUUUGUACGCAUACUCCUCAAUUAUGCUGUACAUGAACGCGCCGAUCUGCGGGAACGUGCUUUGGCUCACUUGGUUACCAUCUAUCAUGUUCACAAAAUUGCGCCGGCGCGCAUUGAUGAGUUUGCCUUGGAGUGGCUUGAGUUUGUAAUUGCAGAAACUCCCCCGAAGAAUAUAUUCUCGGCAGAUUAUGGACGACCAACGCCGGAGGCAGCUUGGAAAGAAGACACCGCAAAGGUCUGUUUGUUGCUAGCGCUCACACUUCUGCCCUAUAAGCCAGAAGUUUAUCUCGAUAAGAUUUGCAAGGUGUUUUUGGAGACCUCGGCAGAACUGAAACGCACAAUUUUACGUAGUUUAGAUGCUCCCAUUAAGAAACUUGGUGUGGAAAAUCCUGAACUGUUGAAAUUGCUGGAGAGCUGUCCAAAGGGCUUGGAAACGCUGGUUAUACGCAUCAUUUACAUUUUGACUGAACGUGUGCCCACAUUGAAUCCAGAUUUGGUGCGACGCGUGCGCGAACUUUACCAAAACAAAGUCAAGGAUGUACGCGUACUUAUUCCCAUUUUGAGUGGAUUGUCACGUGCCGAAUUGAUCGCUGUGCUGCCCAAACUAAUCAAACUGAAUCAGGCUGUGGUUAAAGAGGUGUUCAAUCGCCUGCUUGGUAUUGGUGCUGAGUUCGCACAUCAGCAGAUGGCGUUGACACCAACGGAUUUGCUUGUGGCCUUGCACACCAUUGAUACAAAUGUGUGCGACCUGAAGGCAAUUGUUAAGGCAACCUCGUUGUGUUUGGCUGAACGUGAGGUCUAUACUCAGGAAGUUCUAAUGGCUGUCCUCCAGCAGUUGGUUGAAAUACUACCCAUUCCGACUUUGAUGAUGCGCACCACCAUUCAGAGUUUAACGCUAUGUCCACGUCUUUCUAACUUUGUGCUGAAUCUGCUACAACGUCUGAUACUAAAACAGGUGUGGCGUCAAAAGGUUAUAUGGGAGGGCUUCCUAAAGACGGUGCAACGACUCAAACCACAAUCGUUACCCGUUAUGUUGCAAUUACCUGCACCGCAACUAUCAGACGCACUUCAGCAGUGUCCGGAUCUUAGGCCCCAACUGCUGGAGUAUGCAGAAAGCAUACAGGAUGAACCAAUGAGUGGCAUCACUCAGCAAGUACUGGACAUUAUUAGCGGCAAGACCGUGGAUGUCUUUGUGACGGAUGAAAGCGGUGGCUACAUCAACCCUGACAACAUCAAGAAAGAGUUGGUAGAUCCUUCGGAUAUAGGCAUUAUUUCGACGGUACCAGUCCUAACAUCCCUGCCAGCUGCAAAUCCAAUACCUGUACCAACUCCGCAGCCAGUACCUGCUCCUGGGCAAAGCGAGUUAAAUCAACCACUGCCACCUGGCGAGGAUUAGUCUAAUAUUAGUUUAGUUGAUUUUGUUAACUUUACGGAUUUUACUAAACCCGCUGAAGUUUUAAAAA
Drosophila nasuta is the source of this 3860-nucleotide messenger RNA. It is a transcript of the gene Sym, whose product is annotated as symplekin scaffold protein. Lineage: Eukaryota; Metazoa; Arthropoda; Insecta; Diptera; Drosophilidae. The transcript is spliced from 5 exons. The record is from RefSeq and is a predicted model, not a curated record. Bases 266 to 3793 code for a protein of 1175 amino acids. Gene Ontology annotation, cellular component: mRNA cleavage and polyadenylation specificity factor complex.